AUGGUCCUGCUUCGCCUAGAAGUUCUGGUGUUUGUGUCCGCAUUGCUGCUUCAGGGUGUUUAUGUGCAAUUCUACGACAUCUUUGUGAACUCCUUUUCUGGGCCUGCCAACAUUACGGCCUCAGCCCUUGCAGAGACAGAAGCGGUGGUUGAAGUCCGGGAAUUCCUUUCGCCUAACUGUGAUGGGCCUCCUGCUCGCUUGUGGCACGUGGUGCCCUUCAGCGCUUGCAUGGCACUGCGGCCUCAGAUGCAAAUGCCAGGAUCAAGCCACGAAGUGUCGGCCUCUGCACCGUUCUACGGGAGGGUUUCCUGUGACACCCUGCGUGAUGCAGAGGGAGGCUACGUGGAGAUAUGCUCUGACGAAGACUGCAGUGAGGAGGGCUGCCAAAGAGUCUCCGUCGUUCCCGAGGGAGAGUGCGGCACAAGCUUCACAGGCUUUGCUGGGGCGUCCUGGCGGUGCAUCAAGAGCACAGAUAUGCCGAAGUGA
Messenger RNA from Symbiodinium sp. CCMP2592, 486 nucleotides. Lineage: Eukaryota; Dinophyceae; Suessiales; Symbiodiniaceae. The record is from the annotation of a GenBank genome assembly.